Molecule: messenger RNA, 2260 nt
Organism: Neurospora crassa OR74A
Lineage: Eukaryota; Fungi; Ascomycota; Sordariomycetes; Sordariales; Sordariaceae
Exons: 1
Coding region: 283-1536 (417 amino acids)
Source: RefSeq, a predicted model, not a curated record
CUUUUCUUGCCCUUCCCUCCCACACUCCAUCUUACGACUCAUCCUUCAACUUCCUAUUCCUCUCGACCGCAGCACCUUGUUACCUACUACCUGCCUCUAGUCACGCACAUUUCUAUCCAGCCCUGGUCUCUACCUAGACUCCCCUCUCUCUCACUCUCUUAUCAGCAAAUCUGCCUCAGUUAUUUUGAUUUCCCUUCGUAUCAAAUGGCACCGCCAUAGAAAAGGAAGGGACACGGAAGAAAAGGGGACUUGGCUGGCGACUUCGGCAACCCUAAAGCAACCAUGAUUUUCACGUCCACCAUGUCCAACAACAACAACAACAACAACAAACCUCCCAACCUUUUCCGCCUUCCCGGCGAGAUACGCAACCAGAUCUACGAGUCCCUCCUCGUCUUUCCGGAGCCCAUCAUUAUUCAUACCUCUACCGACGAAGAACGGAACGAUCAGAGAGACGGCGACAAGUCCAAGAGUGGUGCAGUGGUGCGGGUGCACCUCGACAACGCCGACGAGCGAAAGCGCUGGCCGCUUUCCUCCCGCCUGCUCACCGUCUUCCUCAUCUGCAAACAAAUCCACUCGGAAGCCAGCGCCGUCUUCUACUCGCACAACCAAUUCCGGGCACCACCUGCCCUGUGCCGGUUCCCCUCCGCCCAGCUGCAGUCCAACUAUGUCAUGCGCGGCUUCAUCGACCGAAUUGGGACGCGCAACCUGACCUCUCUCCGCCACUUGUGCAUCCCGUUCCCGCUUGACUCGGGAGCGGGGCAGCGAUACCUGGACUGGCCGACGCGCCGGUCAUUCGAGGGCCUCCUGGGCCUGUCUCCGGCCAAGCUUGAUGCUUUGGUCUUUCGCGCUAACGUGGUGCCCGGUGCGCUGCCGAGUCUUUGGCGGAGGUGUCCGAAUGUUGAGGUUGUCGAGUUCGAUCUCAGCUGGUCUGGGCCAGGGCAUUCAUUUUGGAAGGUCCGGCCGCACGACCGCGAGAUUUUGCUUGGCAGCAUGGACACGGCGCUGCGAGAGGAGUUCACGCGGCUGAGGGAGAUCGUCGUGAAUAUUCAGUACGACGGGCCGAUCCGGGAGAUCAGCGAGUCGUGCGAGGCGUUGAUGGAGGAGAUGCGCGGAUACGGAUGGAAGGUCGAGGUGCGCGAUUGUAGCGGCGACAAGGAUGAGCGGUUGAGGAUCCCGUACUGGUACCACCCGUCGCCUAGUUCGCACGGCUUUCGGUGGACCGGCGGAUGGGAAGAGUACAGCGCUGCGUUUGCGAGCACUGGCAGUCGGGACGACGACGACGCUGACGACGACGCUGAGCAUGUGAAGCCUACGGCUGAGCGAAAACGGCAGUUUGCGAAGGACAUCGGACGAAAGAUUGUGCAUUCUCGGGCGUUUGGAUGGAGCGCAGUCGUGAUCUUUUCGCCGACGAUUCCUGUGCUUAUGGCUAUCGACAGCAUCAACAAGAGGAGGAGGAAGCGGAAGAUCGAGAAGCUGAGUUCAGGGCAAUCGACUGCUAGCGUCUCGCAUCAUGGUUCGGUUCGGGAAUUCCGGUAGGCUGGGAAUUGAGGGGGGAACAGCCCGGCCGAAGGAACGAACGAAUGAACGACUUUUGUAGAUUGGCUACGAUACGUGCUGGUUGCGACAUCUGAACGGUCGCGGUAGACCGUCUGAGGCAAAACAAUCGGGGCGUGACGAGUAUAACGACACCUAGAAAUCUGAUGAUGCUGGUUGGGAUGGGAUGGAGGAGUGGCGGGAUGUCUCAACCAUAGGGGUUGGCGUGUGACUCCACACUUGCAGGAGAAGGAGUAUCGCGGUGUGCUGGCCAUGCCGGCAGCGCCUGGUAACGCGAAAUCCAUGCACAGAGGUAAGAUGCGAUGAAGGAGACCAAGGCCGGCGUCGGGCCGGAAUCAAACGCCGUCUGCCGUCUGCCGUCUACCGGCUGACAUGGACGAUGCAGUCACCCAGAGAUACCUGCAUAGGGGCGUCCUCGUGCUGCUCUACAUUAUAUUAACGUUGGGAAUUCGGACCCUUUUUAGACCUUUCCUAGGUACUCUUCAAUAUCCUGAACAUGCUGCUUUUUUCUCCUUGUCACGACUUCUUUGCUCUCCUUUUCCUCGGCGUUCUAUUGUUGGACUUGACUCAUCAUUUGUUUUUUUUUUUUUUUUUUUUUUUUGUUUUUUAAGCAUAGAGGUAUGUAGAUGCUGCUGAGAUGUAGGUACCUAUGCAGUGCAUCCUGCACUACAAAUAGACAGACGAGGGAUACGCGUGAUUAUCGAAC